GCGAAGUUUACAAAGUCGGAGUUUUGGUGUCUCUGUAAUAAAGUGUGUCGAAAAUGUGUACUUCAAAUAGAAAACUAGACAAUUUGAGUGCUUUAAUAUUAGUUGGUGGCUACGGAACUCGUUUGCGGCCCUUGACUAUUACUAGGCCGAAACCACUGGUAGAAUUUGCCAACAAACCGAUGGUGUUGCAUCAGAUUGAAGCGUUAGCUGACGCCGGUGUUACUCAAGUUAUCCUGGCAGUUUCAUACAAAGCGCAGGAUAUUGAAGAUAAAUUGAAACAAGAAGCCUUAAAAUUGGGAAUAACUUUAACGUUUUCUCAUGAAACGGAGCCUCUGGGCACGGCAGGCCCUCUUGCUCUAGUCCGUAAUAUUCUUGAAGCAAAUAAUCAUCCUUUCUUCGUUCUUAAUGCUGACAUCAUUUGCGAUUUUCCAUUUAAGGAUAUGUUGGUCUUUCACCAGAAACAUGGUAAAGAAGGAUCCAUUGUUGUUACUAAAGUAAAUGAACCAUCAAAAUACGGUGUUGUGGUGUGCAGGGAAAACAACCUGAUUGAGAGAUUUGUGGAAAAGCCUCAAGAGUUUAUAUCGAAUAAAAUUAAUGCUGGAAUGUAUAUUUUCAAUCCUUCCAUCAUUAGUAGAUUACAACUUCGUGCAAUGUCUUUGGAGAAAGAAAUAUUUCCUUCGAUGACAGAAGAGGGACAUUUAUGUGCUAUGGAGUUGAAAGGAUUUUGGAUGGACGUAGGGCAGCCUAAAGAUUUUUUAACAGGAACUUGUCUCUAUCUCGCCUCUCUCCAGAAAAUCUCAAAGUUAUCAAGUGAAAGUAAAGUUGGCAUAAUCGGCAAUGUUCUAAUAGACCCAUCAGCUAAAAUUGGAAAAGAUUGUGUGAUCGGCCCCGAUGUUACCAUAGGCCGCAACGUGAUCAUUGAAGAUGGAGUGCGAAUAAAAAGGAGCGUGCUUCUUCAAAACGUAAUAGUACGUCAACACGCGUGGUUGGAGAACUGUAUCAUAGGCUGGGGCUCACAAAUAGGCCGCUGGGCACGAAUGGAGGAUGCAAUUUUUGGAGAAGACGUUGUCGUAAACGAUGAGCUCUACAUUAACGGUGGACAAAUACUACCUCAUAAAAUUAUAUCGCACUCAAUCAGCCAGCCUCAAAUAAUGAUGUAAAUUCACCUU
Pectinophora gossypiella (pink bollworm) is the source of this 1169-nucleotide messenger RNA. Its product is annotated as mannose-1-phosphate guanyltransferase beta-like. Gene Ontology annotation, biological process: GDP-mannose biosynthetic process; cell wall mannoprotein biosynthetic process. Gene Ontology annotation, molecular function: mannose-1-phosphate guanylyltransferase (GTP) activity; GTP binding. The record is from RefSeq and is a predicted model, not a curated record. NCBI's taxonomy places the organism in Eukaryota, Metazoa, Arthropoda, Insecta, Lepidoptera, Gelechiidae. The transcript has a single exon. Bases 54 to 1160 code for a protein of 368 amino acids. Gene Ontology annotation, cellular component: cytoplasm.